Molecule: messenger RNA, 714 nt
Organism: Macrosiphum euphorbiae (potato aphid)
Lineage: Eukaryota; Metazoa; Arthropoda; Insecta; Hemiptera; Aphididae
Source: the annotation of a GenBank genome assembly
AUGGAACUGUGGAAAAAAGUGUGCAUAUAUGUAUCAGUGUAUGUCAUACUUCGAGAAUUUCGUCCAAUAGAUCCUUUUAUUAUUAAGUAUCUGACGCUUCUUCCAGAAAAAUACACUGUUAAAAUAAUUAAAGAAGAAGUUUAUCCAGCGGGUAGUUAUGUUAGCGUGUUAUUUGUAGUAAUCGUAUUCCUCGUUACCGAUUAUCUACAAUAUAAGCCAAUCAUAAUUUUAAAUGGAUUAUCUGGUAUAAUGUCUUACAGUUUACUAUUAGGAUCUCCAACAAUAAGUUUUUUGAAAUCAGGUCAAAUAUUUUUAAUGCUUUUUAGAGCAGCUGAAGUUGCGUAUUAUACAUAUAUGUUUGCAAAUAUCAGGAAUAAGGAUCAAUAUCAGAUCGCUUCUAGUAUAGUAAGAACUUCAGUUUUGGUUGGAAAAUGUAGUUGUGGUAUAAUAGCACAAGUUCUUAUAUCAUAUAAUAUUGUAAGUUAUUUGUAUUUACUCUACUUAACUAUACUUGGUAUGAUUUUAACUACAAUUUGGUCAUUAAUUAUGCCACCAGUUAAGUUAAGUUUAUAUUUUUAUAAAGUAAAAGAACCAGUUUUAGACGUGUUUGUAGAUGAUAAUGAAAAAAUUAUUCGAACAAAAAUCAAUGAAUCUUCUAAUAUGAAUCUAGAUAAAAAUAAUAUAAAUGUAUGUAAAAUAAAAUAUUCAUUGUAA